AUGUUUGUCCGACUACUGGCUCUAUUUCUUGUUAUAUUUCACACAUGGCUACUAACACUGGUUAAGUCAGACUAUCAUCAGCAUUAUAAGCGAAACCUGGCACAAAAAGCCGCCAAGAAACAGGCUGCUGAUGAGCAGUGUGGUUCGGUCAGCCUCAAUAUCCCGGCAGUUCAACACUAUCUUCUAGCAGGAAUGCCAGGCAGAUAUACCCGUCUGACUGGCCAGCUUUCCAAACUAAUCCCAGAGGUGGCCUCCUGCUUCAGUAGAAGCACUUCUGACACAAACGAUGCACCUAGACUGCAUGAUGGACCUCUACCAGAAAGCAAUGACCAAGACAAACUUGGUGAUGUCUCAUUACAUAUGCCUAAUCAAGAGAGGAACCUGGAGAUAAGGACCUAUGAACCACAGAUCUCUAGUAAACCUGAUCCAUGGGACAAAGAUAAUAUUAACAGGUAUCAGCAAGGGAAAAGCAGAAAGAGGACGCAUUUAAAUUUAAAAGGAGCACUGGACUUAUCGUACAUUCUCAGCUCUACUGCAUUUUCCACUCUGAGAAAUACAAAUACAGAAAGUACAGUCGCAAGACCAGCAUCAAACAUGGAAAAACUCCAAAUACCAUGGACACGGAGUAAGAGGAGUAAGGAUAGUUUCUCUUCAGGACGGAGAGUGCGUCGCAGCUCCAUAAAGUUUCCAAGUGAAGUAAAUAAGCAUUCAGGGGAAGGAAACGAGGACUUCUCUAGAGAAGCAGAUGAUAAAAACAGUCAAUCUGCCAAAGUUUGGCAUACCAGGAUCCAAAACAUCCCUCCAAACUGGAUGAUGGCGCUGUAUUUCAGUGGCCAGAGGGAGCAGUUAAAAUUGAACCCAGCAGAUAUGGUGGAGCUCCCUCGCUCCAGCUUCACUCUAGAGCUGUGGGUCAAGCCUGAGGGAGGUCAAAACAAUCCAGCAAUAAUAGCAGGUGUGUUCGACAAUUGCUCCAGCCCUCACAGUGAGAGAGGGUGGUCUGUUGGCAUCCGGACCUCUAAGCUCCUGGGGAAAAAAGAUGCCUGCUUUUACUUUACUCUCCGCACAGAUCGUGCCCUCAGAUCCACCACGCUUUCAGGUCACCGGCACUACCAGCCAGGUGCAUGGACUCAUCUGGUCGCCAGGUAUGACGGCCAACGGAUGGCUCUGUUCAUAGAUGGUGCCAAGCUUGGAGAGAGCAGGCAGCAGUAUGGGGACCUAUACAGCCCUUUUAUCAAGAGCUGCCGCACGUUUUUGCUGGGCGGUGACCUCUCUAAUUUAAAACACGGCUUCCGAGGUUAUCUAGGCAGCGCCGUCCUGUGGGAUCACGCCAGAGAUCUGAAUGACCUUUUUAAAAGGGAUACUUUGCAUUCAAAGCAGCAUAAUCCUCUUUUGAAACUCUGGGCUGAAUUUACAGAACUGGGCGAACAAUGGUUGCCAUACAAAGACAGCCAGCCUCCAACCAUCGUCGUUUUACCAGCACCAGAGCAGGAGCAGGUGUCACCAUCUCUGCCUCCCCCUUGUGGGGUGACCGUUUGUGACAAUCCAGACGUCAUCCAGAGCUACAAUCAACACUGGGAGCUGUGCACUAGCAAGCGACUUCGAUACCGCGUGGUAAAUAUUUGCAAUGAUGAUGGCAGCAAUCCCACAGUGUCACAGCAGCAAAUUAUUCGCCAACAACAGGCACUUGAGGAGGCAUUCGGGCCAUACAACCUGACCCUGGAGCUAACCGUGUUCACCGUACGCAACUCAACACUCCGACAACGCCUCGUGCUCAGCAACUGCCAUGUGACCAAAGUGGGAGACCGACACUGUGAUCGUGAAUGCGACCACCCUCUCACGGGCCACGAUGGGGGAGACUGUCUGCGCCCAGCUACCUGUUACAGCUGGAUGAGGGGUGAUGGGGUGUGCCAGCCUGAGUGUAACACCAUCUACCACGAUUAUGAUGACGGUGACUGCUGCGAUCCAGAGAUCACAGAUAUUACAAGAACCUGCUUUGACCCCGAGUCACCUGGAAGGGCUUACCUGACUGUAAAGGAAUUGAAGGAGCUGCUUCACUUGAGCAGCUCAGACACACUCAAUGUAUACUUUGCCAAAUCAGCUCAGGAGGAACUUGCUGGGGCUGCGACAUGGCCCUGGGCUAAAGAGGCCCUUACACACCAAGGUGGAAUGAUACUGAACCCCUCCUACUUCGGCACUGCUGGUCACAACAACACCAUGAUCCAUGAGAUGGGCCACAUCUUCGGUUUGUACCACGUCUUCAAGGGGGUAAGCGAGCGCGAGUCAUGCAACGACCCGUGUCAGGAGACCAUGGCCUCUAUGGAAACUGGGGAUUUUUGCGCUGACACGGCUCCAACUCCAAAGACUAAAGCAUGCAGAGACCCCGGCCCAGUCAACGACACCUGUGGACUAACACAAUACCAGAAUACACCAUACAACAACUAUAUGAGCUACACAGAUGACAACUGCACCGACCACUUUACACCAAAUCAAGUAGCUCGGAUGCACUGCUAUAUUGACCUUGUGUACAAAAACUGGGUCAUGGACAGAAAACCAACUCCCAUUCCUCUUGCUCCAAUGGUGAUCAACCAAGAUGACAACUCUGUUUCUAUUCAUUGGCUUCAUCCAAUCAGUGGGCCUCUCAUGCAGAGAGACGCCGGGGUGAAUUGCCAGUUGUGUGACGAACACGGAGUGUUCCAUCAAUAUGCCUACAAAGCCACAUCGCCCCAUUCUUGUGACACCAGUGGCUACUGGACUCCAGAAGAAGCCGUGGGUGCUCCUGAUGUCUACCAGCCAUGUGAGCCAAGCAUGCGUACCUGGAGCCCUGAGUUUAGCCUUUAUGAUGCCAAUAUGAGCUCUCCAUGUCCUCAGACUGGGGGCUGUGUUCUGCAGUUGUACUUCCAGCAUCCUGUUGUUCCAGACACUUUGAGUUUGUGGAUCACGUACAUUUCUAUCAAUAGCCAGGCAAUCUCUGAUGUGGAGUUCAUUUUGGAGACGGGCGAAUCAGUUCACACAGGACCCCAGCAUGUUUUUUGCGAUAUUCCUCUUACUCUGCGUGUAAACAGCAACAAGAAAGUGAAGGCUGUAAAGAUUUCCACCUUUGAUAAGAAACUGGAGAUCGAUGCUGUGCUGUUAACCUCCCGACCUCAGAAUCCUCUUUGCUCUGUCUGCCGUCCACUAAUUUACCAUGUGCUGCGAGAUCCACCCAUUAAGGAGGGCUCGGGAGCGGCCACUUUAAAACACAACACAUACACAGACAGUAAUGUAAAGCAAGGGGAGCGCUACAAGUACAGGAUCCAGGUGGAGGUGGAAGGUUUGCUCAGUGAGCUCUCUCCCAUUCUGAUCUACACCCACGGAGAGCAUUUCUGUGGAGAUGGACGACAGCAGGGGACAGAGGAGUGUGAUGACUGGAACCUGUUGGAUGGAGAUGGUUGCUCAAAAAAAUGCCUCAUCGAGCCAGGCUUUAAUUGCACAGGGCAGCCCAGCCGUUGUUACAUUUUCGAAGGUGAUGGAGUGUGUGAGGAAUUUGAAAGGGGCUCCAGUGUUCAGGACUGUGGCUUCUUUACACCACAGGGCUUCAAUGACCAAUGGGCUUCUAGUGCUACAGCAUCCCAUGAGGAUCGGCGGUGCCCUGCAAAUUCUGCCACUGGAGAACCUGAUCUUUAUCAGAUGUGCAGGUCUCAGUAUGUGGAGGUUAAUGAUGCUCUAAUGCAGGAUGCUUGGAUCCCCUGCACGGCCCUAUCUCAGUUCAACGGUUUCUGUGCGAAGGAGCAGCAUGUGUGGCUCCGGGUGGGAUUUGAGCGGCCUGGGGUUGCAGCCUCCAUUCUAAUCUAUUUGGCCUCUGAUGGAGAGCUGCAGAACACUGGAGACAAGUGCAGGAAAACUGUGUCCAUCCAACUUUGCGACACUAAUGGCAAAAACCACACACUUGGUACUCAUGAGAUGUCUUGCCAGCGUAACCCCCUGGUCGUAAAUGUGACACACAACUUGAGCGUGCCCUUCUUCCAGACAACCGCGGUGCUGCUGAAGUUUUCCACAGCUCACGUGGCCGUGCUGGGAGUUGCGCUGCGUACAUCCUGCCAAUUCAGUGGCUUCGCCCUAACUGGGUGUGCACGCAGACCAUGCACUGUGGAUUCCUGUAGUGCUGUGAAGGUAGAUCAUGCUGCAGUCAGCUGCACCCCUGGGCUAGAACCCACACACUGCACCGUCGCUUGCCAUAGAGGAUACAGACUCCGUGUGCUCAGUGGGCCUCGUCUUCGACCUCAGCAGAAGGAGACAGAGCUGAGCUGUGCGAAUGGCAUUUGGAACCGUAUGGUUAGCUGUGAGCCUGUGGACUGUGGUGAACCCGAUGAGUCUUAUGUGUACUUCGCUUCCUUCACCUGCCCCUGGGGCACUACCUUUGGCAAGCAGUGUACUUUUUCCUGCAACACACCCUCCACACUGCAAGGUGAGAGCAAUACAUUGGUGUGCCUCGACGAUGGACUGUGGUCUUUUCCUGAGGCAUUUUGCAAGAUCGAAUGUCUGGAUCCCCCAGCUGUGGAAAAUGCCAAGCUGUUAACAUCCCAGUGUAAUCACAGGAGGCAUGAUGUUGGUUCUGUGUGCCACUACAAGUGCAACCCUGGCUACUACGUCACUGGUUCCCUGAGCAAGAAGCCAUUGAAGAGAUCUCUGAAGCUGGAGUGUUUAGAAGAAGGCAGGUGGCAGACAGGCGGUUGUUCCUCCGUCUCAUGCCCUGCUCUACCUGCCAUGUUUGAGGGCAUGUACACAUGCACCAGCCACCUGGAUUUUAAUAGUGUGUGCACUUUACACUGCCCUGACCCAACAGAAAGGCACACAAUUCGCUGCACAAAAGAUGGGCAAUGGAGUGAGGAAUUCUCCAUGUGUAAAACAAUGGAGGGAUCAUGCCAAGCCCCUCCAGAGCUCAACAUGGUGGAGUACAUCUGUGAUGAGGUUUACAGUGUGGGUGCAGUCUGCCAUCCGAUAUGCACCGUAGCCUUAAGUGACCCUGUUGUGUUGGCCAGUAACGCCACUGCUGAUAUUCUCAAACACUGGGUCCUUCCCACUGCAGUUCAGAGCAUUGUGUGUACAGGUGCAAUGAAAUGGCAUCCAAACCCAGAACGGAUUCAGUGCAUCCAGUCCUGUGAGCCAUUUGGUGGAGAUGGCUGGUGUGACACAAUCAACAACCGAGCGUAUUGCCAGUAUGACGGAGGAGACUGCUGUCCAUCCACCCUUUCUACUGGAAAGGUCAUCCAGUUUGGGGUGGAGUGUGACCUUGACGAAUGCACCUGUCGUGACCCUGAGGCAGAGGAGAACAAGGCAAGGAUGGGAAAGAUUGAACCAUAAAAGCUGUAACCAAAGCAUUGCUACAACAAGACAAGAACAAUACUGUAGAGGAACAGGAACUGCACUAUAGUACACCAAACCAGCACAUAUACAAACUGCUAUACAUGUAUACAUUUGAUACUAUGCUACUGUAUACUAAUCUGUGUAAAUCUACGAAUAUAUUCGCCGAAUCUGACAUAAAUGUAAGUAUAGAAUUGACCUACCAUUUCAGAUCAUAAGCCUUUUUUAAAUAUCCAAACACUUUUUGUACAUGAAUAGUGCUAGCUUAUUUUGUGACAAUGUAAAUCACUGAUCUGUCACUUAUCAUUAUCAUGUAAAUCUUCUGUAAAGAUGCAGUUUUACAUAUGUAUCAAUAAAAU
Molecule: messenger RNA, 5699 nt
Organism: Trichomycterus rosablanca
Lineage: Eukaryota; Metazoa; Chordata; Actinopteri; Siluriformes; Trichomycteridae
Gene: pappa2
Product: pappalysin 2
Exons: 23
Coding region: 1-5340 (1779 amino acids)
Biological process (GO): proteolysis; cell surface receptor signaling pathway
Molecular function (GO): metalloendopeptidase activity
Source: RefSeq, a predicted model, not a curated record